AUGUGCGGCGAGUCGGUGUCCUGCUCCGUCAGCUUCGAGGCGCUGGUGCAGAACCCGCUGAACGUGUUCCACGUCGAGGUGGCCAUCCAGGACAUCAACGACAACGCGCCGCGCUUCUUGCAAGAUAAUUUCCAGCUCGAGAUCAACGAGUUGACUUCUCCCGGCGCCCGGUUUUACUUGGGCGUGGCGGAAGACGCAGACGUGGGCAGCAACUCGCUGCAGGGCUACGAGCUGGAGGCCAACGGGUACUUCGCGGUGGAGGUGAAGGAGAGCCAGGACGGCAGCAAGUUCGCGGAGCUGGUGCUGCGCCGCGCGCUGGACCGGGAGAGCGAGCAGAGCCUGCGGCUGGUGCUGACGGCGCUGGACCACGGGCAGCCGGCGCUGUCGGCCACGGCCACGCUGCACGUGGUGCUGGCCGAGAGCUUGCAGGAGGCGCUGCCGGAGCUGAGCGACAGAGACGCUGUAUCCGAGCUGACGUCUGAUCUGAACCUCAUUCUUGUAGUGGCCCUCGCUGUCGUGUCGUUGUUAUUCGUUUUGACAGUUAUUUUGAUCAUGUUCUUUAAAUGCCGAUCGUCGAGGAGCCCUCCUGUUUUUAUAACUUCUGAUAAGGAGCUGUAUUCCAGCCUGGGGUCAAACGCACCCUACAACUACUGUAGCAGCACGUUGCCCUUGCCCUACUCCUACGAGGUGUGUUUAGACUCCGAGUCAGGCCAGAAGGACUUCACAUUUCUGAGACCAGGGGCGGUAGCGCUAUCUGAGCGUCUCCUGGGCGUGGAACCUGGCUUAGGCACUCACUCCGGGAAUGCGUCUCCCAGCCCAGAGAGCUCGGCACAGACGUCGCCGUCCCUUCCUUAUCAUUCUCGGCUGCGGGAAGACACCUAG
This is a messenger RNA of Nipponia nippon (crested ibis), 882 nucleotides long. The record is from RefSeq and is a predicted model, not a curated record. NCBI's taxonomy places the organism in Eukaryota, Metazoa, Chordata, Aves, Pelecaniformes, Threskiornithidae.